AUGGACCAGGAGGGUGCAGACGCGGGCGGCGGGGAGGCUAGUGCCGGCGGCGGGGAUGGAUCCAGGGGGCCGCCCGAUGCGGCAGCGCCCGCGGAACAGCAGCCGCAGGCGCAGCCCAGCGCCGCCGCUUCUGAGCAGCAGCCCGCAGCAUCGGCGCUGCCCGACGCUGCCGGUCAUGAUCCGCAGCCGCCGCCACCUGGCGCCGUCGCCCCGGCGGACGCGCCUGCUGCGAUCCCGCUGCCUGGUGCCGCUGCCCCCGAACAGCAGCCGGCGGUGCCCUUGUCGCUGGCUGCAGCGGAUUCCGAGCAGCAGCGUACAACCGCCGAGCCCGCGCCACCCGGAGCGGCAGCUGCAGAAACGGCGUCGGCAGACCAGCAGCCGGCUACAGCCGCUGCGCCGGCGGAGGAGCAGCCCGCCGCAGAAGCAGCGCCGGCGGAGCAGCAGCCUGCCGCAGAAGCAGCGCCGGCGGAGGAGCAGCCCGCCGCAGAAGCAGCGCCGGCAGAGCAUCAGACCCCUGCUGCGGUCGCAGCGCAGCAGCAUGACACCACUUCCGACGCCGCUGCUUCAGCACCGCAUGAGCAGCAGCCCGCGCCGACGCCGCCUGGCGCCGGCGUGACUGGACAAGGGGAGGGGCCUGUUGCGGAGGACCAGGGUGGCGAUCCACCUCCUGAUCUGAACCAGCAGCAGCAAGAGCAGCAGCAGGAGCAGCAGGAGCAGCAGGAGCAGCAGGAGCAGCAGGAGCAGCAGGAGCAGCAGGAGCAGCAGGAGCCGAAGGAGCAGCAGGAGCAGCAGGAGCAGCAAGAGCAGCAGGAGGAGGAUCAAGAGGAGGAAGAGGAGGAGGACGAGUUUGGCCUUGGCGGCGCCGUCCCCACGCUGCCGCGCCGCGCCCCAGAGCCGGCCCUUUCGCCGACGCCGCCGCCGGGCUCGCAGCAGCAGCACGGGCAGCAGCAACUGGGCAGCCCCGAGGAGCGCGCCGCGCGCAACGGGGUGGCGGCGGGGGCGCCGUUGGCGGCGGCUGCGGGCGCCCCGGCGCCGGGCUCGGAAGCUGAAGAGGCGUCCUCGCUGGACGAGCCGGCAGAGGAAGGGGUGCCCGCGAGCCUGGUGCGCGCCAACCACCACCACCCCCCCGGCGGCGCGCAAGGGCCGGGG
This is a messenger RNA of Monoraphidium neglectum, 1149 nucleotides long. RefSeq lists its product as hypothetical. Lineage: Eukaryota; Viridiplantae; Chlorophyta; Chlorophyceae; Sphaeropleales; Selenastraceae. The transcript has a single exon. The annotation marks the transcript as partial. The record is from RefSeq and is a predicted model, not a curated record.